AUGACUGACGAAAAAAUGAAACGUUUCCACGUUCAUCGUCUCACUGUCGAACAAGCAAUGCUACCAAUGAAUAAUAUUAAUAGAUUGAAAACAUUUUUUACACCAAAUGACAUAAAACUGUCUGUUAUUGAUUCGUCAUCAUCAAAUAUUUCAGAUAACCUACUUCAUAUCGAUGAUCUUGUACGAGUUUAUGACAAAAAGGAACAAAUACCGAAUGCCAAAGAAGUAGAAAAACCUGAACGUAUUGAAGGAAACGAAAUUCAAAUAAUACGUUUAAUGUUAUCAACGGCAUUUGCUAACAAUGAAAAUAGUCAAAAGACGAUUAGUUCUUCGGAAAAAAAAUUAAUACAAAACGAACAUUCAAAUUGGAUACCUAUCGAAGGAAUGAUGAAUAAUAUUACUCAUUAUAGUUCUGGUUCAUCACCUAUGCAGAGUAGUCAUCACACAACACCAAUUCUUAGCGAUACACACCUACUUUACGAUGAAGAAAACGAUGUUAGUGAUCACGAAAUUCGCUAUGUAUUAUCAUUGUACGAUUUUAUCGAUGAUAAUAUUGAUGAAAACGAUACGGAUCACUCUGAUCAAUUUAUUGAUAAUUUUUUCAUUCACACUCCAGAUACAUAUAAUCCACAAAUUAAACCUUCUCAAUUAGGUCAACUUGUUUAUUCAUACAUGUUACCAUCGUUGAAUUCUGUAGGAACAUCGGAUUUGACUAAUCAAGAAAAUUAUUUGCAAGAUUCGAAAAAAAUAUCAAACGCUAAUCCAAACUAUCGAUCAUAUAAAACUCGAACGACAGAAGUGCUUUAUUAA
Molecule: messenger RNA, 810 nt
Organism: Didymodactylos carnosus
Lineage: Eukaryota; Metazoa; Rotifera; Eurotatoria; Philodinida; Philodinidae
Source: the annotation of a GenBank genome assembly